CUCGCUAAUUUCUGAGCUGAGUGCGUCGCGUUGUCGUGCUGUGUGGAACUGCGAGAGAAGCCUACUAGUAUCACCAUCAGCUCGCAAUAAUACCUGCACGCCCGCCUUGUUGCCUAGCUCUUGUCAGCGAACCUCCCCACCCACCCCGGCCUCUCCUCUCUUCAUCCCCAUCCCGUUCCAUUUCCACCUCCAUCGAUCUCUCCUGCUUCUCUAGUUAGCUUUGAGCAGCUACGCGCGCGCUGAUCACAGCUCUACACGUACGGGGUGAGGGCAGAGGAGGAGAAGGAGAUUAAUUCAUGGCUGGCGCGGGUGGUGGGGCUGCGGCUGCGACGGUGCAACCUGCUGCGCCGGGAGCGGGAGCUGGAGCAGGGAGGAGCAGCUCCUCGUCUGCGGUCGGCGCAGGCGGCGGCGGCGUGGCUGACCCGCGCGCCGAGGCCCUGCGGUGCCCGCGCUGCGACUCGGCCAACACCAAGUUUUGCUACUACAACAACUACUCGCUCACGCAGCCGCGGCACUUCUGCAAGGCGUGCAAGCGCUACUGGACGCGCGGCGGCACGCUCCGCAACGUCCCCGUCGGGGGAGGCUGCCGCAAGAACAAGCGCUCCAGGAGCGGCAACGGAGGUGGCAGGCCGGGCGGCUCCUGCGCCGUCGCCGCCGGCGGUGCGUCCUCUAACGCGGCUGGCGGCGGCCUCGCCUCGUCGACCUCGUCCAUGUCGAUGUCGCUCCAGCCGCCGGGAUCCCUGUCCUCGGCGCUGGGCCUCCAUGGCCACGGUGGCAGCUCCUUGGCCUCGCUGCUGCUCGGGAGCGGCGGCGACCACCUCGGCCUCUUCCACGCCAUGCAGUCGGCGGUCUCGGACGCCACCGCCUACGAGAUGCAGCAGCAGCAGCACCAGUCGCAGGUGGAUCAGCUGCUGGGGCUCGGCUACGGCGCCAACGGGUCGCAGAUCCAGAUGAAGCCGUGGCAGCAGCACUUCCAGGACGGCGCUGCCGGUCUCUUCGACGGCUUCUACGCGCCGCUGCUGUCUGGCUCCAUCGUGCCGGGGCUGGAGGAGCUGCACGUGAAAGCCGAGGCCACCGCCGGCGAGCAGCACAACCACCAGGAGAAGAAGGCCGCCGACGGGGAGCAAACCUGGGAUCAACAAACGACACCGUCGUCUAACGUUGAGGCCAACAUCAUGGCGUCGGACGCGCUCAUGGCCGCCGCUGCUGCCGCGUCCAUGAAUCCGGCGGUCAGUAACGCUGCUACGGCGCCGACGUCCUCUUCCCUCAUGUACUGGGGCAACGGGGGCAUCGGCGGAUCGCCCGCACCAUGGCCGGACAUGGCCAACUGUGGAUCCUCCAUUGCCACCUUCUUCUAGCCGGCCGCCCAGUCUGGAUGGAUGGCUAGCUCGUUGGUCGUUAACCUUUUCUCCUUCAUUUUUUCCGGUUAAUUUUUCCUUGACUAAAAUAACAUGUAAUUUGUGGGGGGAAAGCUGAGAUGGGAGAGAACACUCUUGGUAGCUAGAGAGAGAUGAAGCCAGAAAGUUAGAUCCACAAAUAUUCAUAGGGUUUCUUUCACUGAGAGAUGGAUCGAUCUAGUGUACAUGUUCCUCGGGGCCUCGCCUUCGAUCGAUGAUCAAGAGGACGAUGGGCAUGCAUGGAUCUAGGAGAAGAGGCUGGGGAAACAAGCAAGCAAGUGUAAGUGCGGAGCACUCCUAGCUAUACUACUUGAUUUGCUACUUCUCCUUCUUUGGGUGUUUUGUAUAUAAGGCAUAUGGUGUAGGCCGGUGUGGGGAUAUAUGAGAGCUAGCAUGCAGCAGCAAUGGUGGUGCAAGUAAUGAGCCUCUCUCUACCUUUCUCUCUCAUCUUUGGCAUUGAAAUUAGUGUGUUUAAUUGGUUACUUUACCUUGCAAUCGCCAAGUCCUUAGAUGUAUAAGUUAAUACUAGUACUCCUACCCCCUUGAAGCUUAAUUAGAGAACUGUUUUUGAGUUCUCAAGCAUUGGAGGGUUUCUUCCUCCUUGCUCUCUCUCUCUUUUUCUAGAGUGGACUUCUUUCAUUUUCUUGGGUUUUUGUUUUGUUCAAACUCUAUUGUACCAAUGAUGACAUUUUGAGUUAUGAAGAAAUUUGAACUAUUGCUGUU
Messenger RNA from Lolium rigidum, 2120 nucleotides. RefSeq names its product dof zinc finger protein 1-like. The coding region runs from base 297 to 1358 and encodes 353 amino acids. Lineage: Eukaryota; Viridiplantae; Streptophyta; Magnoliopsida; Poales; Poaceae. Gene Ontology annotation, biological process: regulation of DNA-templated transcription. Gene Ontology annotation, molecular function: DNA-binding transcription factor activity; DNA binding. The transcript has a single exon. The record is from RefSeq and is a predicted model, not a curated record.